AUGCUUGAGUCUGGUGCUUCGCUGACUUCGCAGAUUUCCCCAGCACUCUUUGGCCGUCCAGUGAUCUGUGUUGGUUUUGCUGUCGGGUGGCGCGACCAUGUUACAUAUGCGACUGUUGCGGUCUCAACGCUACAGAAGUGGCAUGGAGGACUUUGUCGCAGCAUCGUUGGCAGCGGAGAUGCAGACUGGAAGCGCGGGGACGGCGUCAGGUCUCUGGCGAUCCAGUACGCGAGUCCGCGUCCUCCUCCGUCGAAGCUGCAAGCAAGAGAUCCUGGCGUGCAUUCUCCAUUCAGGUCAGCCACGGAGGUAGCCUUCUUAGGGGGCUCCGAAGCAGCCUGCUGCGAUCGGUCUCUGUUUAGGUUGCGUGCGCUAGCUGGGAGAGAGGAUCUAUUCCAGGAACUAUGGAAGCGCAGCACGGUCCUCGCAUUUGUUUUCGGGGUUGGACUGAGUGCGACAGUGCGGCUCAUGCCCCGUAACGUCUCAGCUCGGCUCUGGAAGCUUGUCAGUGAAGGCACUUACGUUGAGCACGCCGUUCUGCUGAGAGUUCUGGUCCUGUUGAAGGGCACAGGAAAUCCGCAGAAACCAUAUGGCGACCGGAGCUGCGCUGCAGCUUGGGGCGCAGCCAUGUCUUGCUGUGUAGCUCAAGAGCCCCAGCCGACAGCAGAAGACUUGAUCUCGCCGGUCGCCCUCAAUGUGAAGCGCCCCGCGGUUGCCAUUCUUCGCUGCGUGGCAUUUACUCUUGAAGUGGAGCAGAAGUCGGAGGCUCACGUGGAGCAGGAGCCUAAGGCUCAAGUGGAGCAGAAGUCGGAGGCUCAAGUGGAGCAGGAGCCUAAGGCUCAAGUGGAGCAGGAGACUAAGGCUCAAGUGAUGCAGGAGCGUAAGGCUCAAGUGGAGCAGAAGUCGGAGGCUCAAGUGGAGCAGAAGUCGGAGGCUAAGGAGAAAGACACCGUAACGGUGCCGGCCACGACGGAUCGUUCAUUGCUUAUUUGA
This is a messenger RNA of Besnoitia besnoiti, 990 nucleotides long. RefSeq lists its product as uncharacterized. Bases 1 to 990 code for a protein of 329 amino acids. NCBI's taxonomy places the organism in Eukaryota, Apicomplexa, Conoidasida, Eucoccidiorida, Sarcocystidae. The record is from RefSeq and is a predicted model, not a curated record. The transcript is spliced from 6 exons.